This is a messenger RNA of Galendromus occidentalis (western predatory mite), 1911 nucleotides long. RefSeq names its product rho guanine nucleotide exchange factor 25. Lineage: Eukaryota; Metazoa; Arthropoda; Arachnida; Mesostigmata; Phytoseiidae. The transcript is spliced from 6 exons. Gene Ontology annotation, cellular component: cytoplasm; extrinsic component of membrane. Gene Ontology annotation, biological process: axon guidance. Gene Ontology annotation, molecular function: guanyl-nucleotide exchange factor activity. The record is from RefSeq and is a predicted model, not a curated record. The coding region runs from base 114 to 1670 and encodes 518 amino acids.
GGCCGGAAUGCCUAGGUGGUCGGCUUAACUGUAGGCCGAUUCGCGAUACAAAGUUCUACCCGUUCACCUGCGAGGAAUCCAGAGAUAGUUCUACUCGGAGCGAACCGGUUCGGAUGCCAGUUUCUCGUGAGGUUCCAAGUUCAGAAAUGGACAGCGAAGUCGAAGCCCGAUUUCGUCACCGUUUGGACGCGCACGGAAUGGUUGACGGGUGCACAAAAAACGGGCACAUUAUCGAGCGAAGCGAAAAUGCCACCGAUAAGAGGAUAUGUGACGAAUCCCAUCGCGGAAAGAUCAGUACGCCCUCAUCAGGGUCUGAUUUCGACGACGAAGAGAACGCGGCCAGAAUCAAAGAGAUAGCCCGCACUAUGAAUCUCGAGAGGAGACGCUGCGCGCUAGAGGAACUUGUAGAGACAGAAAAGUCCUACAUAGAUGAUCUCGAGAAAGUGGUCGGAGGUUACAUGAAAGUCAUCGAUGAGCCGAUCGAUUCGGACGACGCGAUCCAAGUUCCAGAUGAUCUCAUGAGAGGGAAGAUCCGAUUUGUCUUCGGCAAUAUCAAAGAAAUUUAUGACUUUCAUCGAAACUCUUUCUUGGCGAAAUUGGAAAGGUGUCGGGAGGAGCCGGAGCAGCUAGGUCGCGUUUUCAAGAGUUGCGAGCGACAGAUGAACAUGUAUGUCAGGUACCAUCAGAACAAACCCUAUAGCGAAUACAUCGUUUCGGAAUACGACGACAAUUUUUUCGCGAGAAUUCAGCAGCAGCUUGGUCACACUCUCACACUGUCGGAUUUGCUCAUCAAGCCCGUACAGCGGCCAAUGAUGUACAAACUCCUCCUCUCAUCGAUUCUGAAGAUGAGCAAGAAGGCCGAAAUUACGUCGGGCAUUGAAGAUCUCGAAGACGCGGUCAAGAUGAUGCAUCUCUUGCCCCAAAUGAGCAAUGACAUGCUGGAAAUCGGUCGCAUCCAGGGUUUCGAGGGAAGACUCGGCAAACAAGAGAAGCUCUUGCGCAAGGGUCAAUUGUUGGUCCUGGAUAUGAGUCCCGGCUCUCCUUGUGCGGUUUCGAGCAGAAUCCGAUUCAAACAGAGAAGGGUGUUUCUGUUCGAACAAAUAAUCAUUUUCUGCGAGAUGAUCGACGGUAAAACGAAGUUUUCGAAACCAACAUUCAUCUUCAAGCACAGUCUGUCGCUGAACAAAACGAAACUGCAUUACGAGGGUAUGGAACCUCUCCAGUUUCUACUCACGACCAGAGACGAAAUCAACGAAGGCGAAUCUUUCGUCUUACAAGCACCUUCGGAGAAAGAUCGACGAGAAUGGAUCGAGAGCAUCGAGAGAGUUCUAGGCUCUCUAUUGGAUUUCCGGAGAGCUCUGGAGUCCCCCAUCGCUUACCACAAAGGGCUCGGCGAAGACACGCCCUCCCCGACGAUUUUGGAGAGUCCUCUGCCACCCCACAUGAUGCUCCGGGUGUCGUCUGUGAAGAAAGGAUGGAGGAAAAAACCAUCGUCUGCCGCCGCCGGUGGACGCGAUGAUCCGUCGUCUUGCGCAGAAGAGGUGGAUUCCGGUGGCGGAUCUGCAUUGCACACGUCAUCGACGGAAAGGAAAACUUUCUUGCGAGAUUUCUGCAAUAUCUUCCGUCCCUUGAAACGAUUGUUGAAGGAUAAAAAUCAUACACAUAUCUGACAUCGGCGACGACCUCACGCAGGUCGUGAUUAUCGCUCCUAUUCCCGGGGAGUCGCGAAUGAUCCAAGGAUCCAUGUUAUCUUGUGACGGAAUAUAUAUAGAAGUCUCUGACGGAAUAUUCCGGUUCGGACGAAGCAGUUAUGGAAGAGUUUCAAAAUUGAUCUUAAUCUCACAAUGUCUCAAGCUGGAGUAGUUGGAACAGGUCUUGAUCGCGACCAAAGUUGUAGAGAGAGCUCGCACC